UCCAACAUGGACCGAGAAAUGAUAUUGGCUGAUUUCCAGGCAUGUACUGGUAUUGAAAAUAUUGAUGAAGCUAUAACGUUGCUUGAACAAAAUAACUGGGAUUUAGUGGCAGCUAUAAAUGGUGUAAUACCACAAGAAAACGGCAUUCUACAAAGUGAGUACGGUGGAGAGACUUUACAUGGACCAACGUAUGGCCCCACAAGUCAUUCUACAGCAGCUUCUUCAACUCCUUCCUCAUCCUCAGCAUUUCGCCAUGUAGUGCCAUCAAGACAAAUAGUGGAAAGGCAACCUCGAAUGCUUGACUUCAGGGUUGAGUACAGAGACAGAAAUGUGGAUGUAGUACUUGAAGACAGUUCCACAGUUGGAGAUAUCAAACAUAUUCUAGAAAAUGAACUUCAGAUUCCUGCAUCUAAAAUGCUGUUAAAAGGUUGGAAGACUGGAGAUGUAGACGAUAGUACUGUUUUAAAAACUCUACACUUGCCAAAAAAUAAUAGUCUUUAUGUUCUAACACCUGACCUGCCUCCUCCUACUUCAAGUCAUUCUGGGGCCCUGCAGGAGUCAUUAAAUCAAAACUUCAUGCUGAUCGUCACCCAUCGAGAAGUCCAGCGGGAGUACAACCUCAACUUCUCAGGAAGCAGUACCAUUCAGGAGGUAAAGCGGAACGUGUAUGACCUAACUAGUAUCCCUGUCCGUCACCAGCUAUGGGAAGGCUGGCCUCCUUCUGCCACAGACGACUCAAUGACUCUAGCUGUUUCGGGACUGACUUUUCCUUGCCAUCGACUUACAGUUGGAAGAAGAUCUUCACCUGUACAAACGAGGGAACAGUCAGAAGAGCAAUGCACUGAUGUUCACAUGGUUAGCGACAGUGAUGGGGAUGACUUUGAAGAUGCUACAGAGUUUGGAGUUGAUGAUGGAGAAAUGUUUGGAGUAGCAUCAUCUGCCUUGAGGAAAUCGCCAAUGAUGCCAGAAAAUGCUGAAAAUGAAGGAGAUGCCUUAUUACAAUUUACAGCUGAGUUUUCUUCAAGGUAUGGUGACUGCCAUCCUGUUUAUUUUAUUGGAUCAUUAGAGGCUGCUUUUCAAGAAGCCUUCUAUGGGAAAGCUAGAGAUAGAAAGCUUCUUGCUAUCUACCUCCACCAUGAUGAAAGUGUACUAACCAAUGUCUUCUGCUCACAAAUGCUUUGUGCUGAAUCUAUUGUCUCCUAUCUGAGCCAGAACUUCAUCACCUGGGCAUGGGACAUGACAAAAGAAGCAAACAGAGCAAGGUUUCUGACAAUGUGCACUAGACACUUCGGGAGUGUUGUAGCCCAAACAAUUCGAACUCAGAAGACAGACCAGUUUCCACUUUUCCUUAUUAUUAUGGGAAAGCGAUCGUCUAAUGAAGUAUUGAAUGUAAUACAAGGUAACACAACAGUGGAUGAGCUAAUGAUGAGGCUGAUGGCUGCAAUGGAGAUCUUCAGUGCCCAGCAGCAGGAAGACAUAAAGGAUGAGGAUGAACGUGAAGCCAGAGAAAAUGUGAAAAGAGAGCAGGAUGAAGCGUACCGCAUAUCACUGGAGGCUGACAGAGCAAAGAGGGAAGCACAAGAAAGAGAAAUGGCAGAGCAGUUUCGCUUGGAACAGAUUCGGAAAGAACAGGAGGAAGAACGUGAGGCUAUCAGGCUCUCUCUUGAGCAGUCUUUGCCUCCCGAACCGAAAGAGGAGAGCACCGAGUCUGUCAGUAAACUGCGUAUUCGGACGCCCAGCGGAGAAUUCUUUGAGCGACGUUUCCUGGCCAGCAGCAAGCUGCAGGUUGUCUUUGAUUUUGUAGCUUCCAAGGGAUAUCCUUGGGAGGAGUACAAGCUGCUGGGCACCUUUCCGAGGAGAGAUGUGACCCAGCUGGAUCCAAAUAAAACGUUACUGGAGGUAAAACUGUAUCCUCAAGAAACCCUUUUCCUAGAGGCAAAAGAAUAG
Molecule: messenger RNA, 1947 nt
Organism: Charadrius vociferus (killdeer)
Lineage: Eukaryota; Metazoa; Chordata; Aves; Charadriiformes; Charadriidae
Gene: FAF1
Product: Fas (TNFRSF6) associated factor 1
Exons: 19
Coding region: 7-1947 (646 amino acids)
Cellular component (GO): nucleus; endoplasmic reticulum
Molecular function (GO): NF-kappaB binding; ubiquitin binding
Source: RefSeq, a predicted model, not a curated record